This is a messenger RNA of Miscanthus lutarioriparius, 645 nucleotides long. Lineage: Eukaryota; Viridiplantae; Streptophyta; Magnoliopsida; Poales; Poaceae. The record is from the annotation of a GenBank genome assembly.
AUGGUGACAGUGAGAGAGGAGAUGCGCAAGGGGCCAUGGACAGAGCAGGAGGACAUGCAACUGGUAUGUACUGUCCGCCUUCUCGGUGACCGCCGCUGGGACUCCAUUGCCCAGGUCUCAGGCCUCAACCGGACGGGCAAGAGCUGCCGCCUACGGUGGGUGAACUACCUCCACCCCAGCCGCAAGCAUGGACGCUUGUCGCCGCAGGAGGAACGCCUAGUCAUCGAGCUCCAUGCUCGCUGGGGUAACAGUUGGUCUAGGAUAGCCCGGAGGUUGCCGGGCCGCACCGACAACGACAUCAAGAACUACUGGAAGACACGGAUGAGAACGAAAGCGCAGGAGAGGGAGAUGAGCGUGUCGCCUUCGUCCUCAUCCUUCUCACUGACGUACCAAUCCAGCUGCCUCUUUGACACUGCUCCUGUCGAUGGUAUGAGCUGUGAUGACACUCACGAUGUCAAUGUCAGUAGCUGCAUCACAGGUAGUGCCCUUGAGAGCACCGAUGGAUUAUUCCCCAAGGAUCAGAUUUGGAGGGAGACGGAGACACCACUGCAAGCACCUGCGUUGCCGCAGGGCAUUCAUCAAGCAGACGAGAAAGCAUGCAGCAGUGUCCCCUUCUGCUCCGGCAACAACUGCCAUGUGGGAUGA